GUAGGCGCAGCUCAUCCAACCAUUCGUCCUGACUUUUCUAAGCGCUAGCUGAGUGUGACUAUCGAUCGUCACCAUUGUUCCAAGACGAUGGAGUGUGGCCCUUUUGAAUCCUGUAGUAACAUUUCAUUUACAAUCAUUCAACAUGUGCGACGGUGUUUAAUACCAAUGUGAUGUUAGAUUCACUGCUGUAUUCGUGCAAGUAGGUACAUCAGUUUCAAUAUGGCCAUGCGGAGAUCGAGAUUAUAUUCCCGCGAAGUUUGGAGUAUUCUUGUAAGCCUAGUCGUGAGCUUUUGCCUGACGACGUGGCUUCGAAUCAGUGUAAUAAGUGUUUCCCCAGGCAGUCCGAAAGAUGUAGGCUGCAAACAUUAUGUCAAGUCUGAGUUGAACGGAGGCUUACAGGAAAAUCUUCACCAAAGGACUUCACGGGAACAACCCGUUCCAACUAGUAAAUUAUUGUUUGUAGGCGUUAUGACUGCCGAAAAAUAUUUAUCAACGAGAUGUUUAGCUGUCCAUAAGACUUGGGCUAAUACGAUACCAGGAAAAGUAAUGUGCUUCACAAGCGGGACUUCAAAAGUUAAUGAAAGUUUACAUAUACCAGUUGUCAAGUUGCCUAGUGUUGACGACUCGUAUCCACCACAGAAGAAAUCUUUCAUGAUGCUUAAAUAUAUUCAUGAUAAUUAUAUUGAUGAAUAUGAAUGGUUUAUGCGUGCUGAUGAUGAUGUUUAUGUCCGUGGAGAUAAAAUGGAGACAUUUCUUCGAUCAAUCAACAGCAGUAAAACCCUCUUUAUGGGACAAGCUGGAUUAGGUAGUAAAGAAGAAGAAGGAUUGUUAAAUCUUAAACAAGGGGAAAAUUUUUGUAUGGGAGGUCCGGGAAUGAUCUUUAGCCGGGAAACUCUUCGAAGAAUGAUCCCGCAUAUCAGUUAUUGCUUAAAAAAUUUAUGGAGUACUCAUGAAGAUGUGGAAGUUGGUCGUUGUGUGAAGAAGUUUGCUGGCGUGGAUUGUACCUGGUCUUUUGAGGUAGGCUAUAUUUGAACGAUAGCGUGUCAAUA
Anneissia japonica is the source of this 1049-nucleotide messenger RNA. RefSeq names its product chondroitin sulfate synthase 1-like. Bases 220 to 1032 code for a protein of 270 amino acids. NCBI's taxonomy places the organism in Eukaryota, Metazoa, Echinodermata, Crinoidea, Comatulida, Comatulidae. The transcript has a single exon. Gene Ontology annotation, cellular component: membrane. Gene Ontology annotation, molecular function: glucuronosyl-N-acetylgalactosaminyl-proteoglycan 4-beta-N-acetylgalactosaminyltransferase activity. The record is from RefSeq and is a predicted model, not a curated record.